Messenger RNA from Paramacrobiotus metropolitanus, 1025 nucleotides. RefSeq lists its product as uncharacterized. The record is from RefSeq and is a predicted model, not a curated record. The transcript has 4 exons. Bases 345 to 701 code for a protein of 118 amino acids. NCBI's taxonomy places the organism in Eukaryota, Metazoa, Tardigrada, Eutardigrada, Parachela, Macrobiotidae.
CUGGAGCUGUUCAUGGAGCCGGCUUUCCAUUACUCGGCGUGGAACAAUAAAGUAUUCAUCCAUCUCCGAUAAGAGAAGUUAGAACACCGGCAAUGACUGGUAAGAUGGCUCCAAUAAAUCCUCCUUGCUGAAUCAGUUUCCGUUUUUCUUUCAAAGGGUAGCGACGUAAGGCAAUCAGCUUUAAUGCUUUCCGAUACCGUUUGCACUUAUCUGCUUCGGCGGGAGAUAAGUUAACUGUAUUUUUCACAAUAUUGACAGCCACUUCUUCCAGCGCUUUAAGUUGCGAUUUGGUUAGGUAGCCCACAAGGACUUUCCGCUGUUUUGGCUUCAAGUGUUGCAGCGUGAUGAUGAAGGGCGCUAAGGCCUUUACCCUUUCCGACAUUUUGGUAAAGUGCUUGUGGAGUUCCGGUUCAGAUAAAUCCGCAUUCGUUCACCCGAUUUUGCAGCAGCAUGAUGACGGAAACGUUCUUGUGAUGUAUUCCACGGGUAAACAGGUCAGAACAACGAGCAUCCUUGCACAGAUCAGUAGCCAAAUCGUCAAUAAUAACCAAGUUUUUGCUGCGUUUGUUGUCAUCGAAAGCGUGGGAAAAAUUAUGCAGACCGACUACUGGAACAACACCCUACGAAACCGAACAGUCGAACAAUAUGACCUUUCAAAUGUUAGCAAAAAUGCAACGGUCGGAUUUCAUGGAGCUGUGUAAGAUUGGGCGUGUCUUUAAGCCAUCAACUCCGGUCAUACCUUUUGAAUCGACCCAUAUACGGAAACAAAAAGCUGCAACAAUCUUCCGGAACGAAACUGUUCUUUCUUGACGAUGGCGCCACAGAAAAUAGUGCGACUUUUUAUUGAUUCAACAGCAAUUUCAGAAUGAAAUAAAACUUCCAUUAUGCGUAUUGCCCGUUCAGAUCAAAUACGUAACAAAAAAAACCACACUUAUUUAUCUAAAGAUUACUUAAAAAUGUACUGUUGCUACGGUGUUGUACGUACGUGAUUGACCGUUGCACUCACAUGGAUCACCGAUUCCGAU